Molecule: messenger RNA, 1074 nt
Organism: Zea mays
Lineage: Eukaryota; Viridiplantae; Streptophyta; Magnoliopsida; Poales; Poaceae
Exons: 10
Coding region: 1-1074 (357 amino acids)
Source: RefSeq, a predicted model, not a curated record
AUGGGCGAGUCCAACCUCGAGGUUGCUCCAUGUGAAAUACUCUGUUUGAAUCCGGGAUAUAAGACACCUGAGAACUACAAACCAGUACUUAGGGAGACAAAAAUCCAUGUUCCGCAAUCAACUUACAGAGCAGAUGCUCUCUUAUUGACAACUCUCAUAAGAGUCGAUAAGGUUCCGCAUGUGCAGCAGGCCUUCACCUGGGACUACGGCCUCGCUUGCGUGCUCAUGGUGCUCAGGACGCUAGGGAUUGAUUGCUGCGACGACAUUGCCGAUCUCGAGAGGCUUUGCCGCACCACGAGCAUUUGGACGGUUGACUUAGCAUAUCUGUUAAACAAGUUUUCAGUCAACUUUUCUUUCUGUACCGUGACCCUUGGAGCAAAUCCACAAUAUUCUGCUGGAUCCUUUUAUAGGGAGCAAUUGCAAGAAGACAUCGAUCGAGUGGACGAGCUAUUUGGGAAGGCGCUCGAUGCUGGAAUUAGUAUUCAAUGCAGGUCCAUCACCGCAUACGACAUUGCUUUUCUACUGUUAUCCGGGCACUGCAUUGCUAUUGCUUUAGUGGACAAAUCGAAGCUAAAUUUGCCUUGCAUGAGUGAUCAUGAUGUACAACAGCACAACGAUGAGCCUGACUACAUGGGACACUAUGUCAUAAUAUGUGGGUAUGAUGUUGAUGAUUGUGAAUUUGAGAUAAGAGAUCCUGCCAGGAAGUACGUCCUUGGCAUCCAGGACACCAUCACAACCCUGGAAAUGGGCGCGGUAGAGAUCCUGAUCGUGUGGGAAAACCUUGAUGUCAGGCGUUAUGAGCUCAAGAACAGUGUCACAGGAGAGACAGUCGUGAAGUACCUGAACCCAGCUCAGGAGGUUGACCAGAGCAACUUCACUGACGAGGCGACAUUCGGAGAUCUGGAGGUCAUUGACAACACGCAGCUGCUGGAGUGGUUCGUGGAGAACUACCACCAGUUCGACUGCACGCUGGAGUUCGUCACCAACAAGUCACAGGAAGGUUCACAGUUCUGUCGGGGAUUCGGUGGGAUUGGUGGGAUCCUUCGCUACCCAGCCGACGUCAGUGCCUACUAG